AGUAGAUGCGUUAUUUUAAGGGCUCAUAUUUGUCAUUUCGAUACUGGAACGCAGCAAUAAACGUAACACUCGCAUCUUUAUGAACGAGUAUUCAGAAUGUACGGUCAAUUAUUGUUCUAUUGUUAAAUUUCGAGCAACAAGUUGAGGAAUAAUUGAAAAUAGAAAACCAGUGCAAGACUCAGAUGUUGAACAUUAUUUAAUAGCAGUGUUUCUUGUGAGGAUAGUAUUGCUCCAGCAAAACAACAUUGAAAUGCCGUUGAAAAGCUUCUGACUCCAGUGACUCACUGAUUUGCUCUUCCGUCCGAAGGAGUACGGUGAUCGAAUGGAAAGGCUGCUCGGACGCCGCAAUGUAUGUGGGAACCCAGCAAUGGACUGUGGCGUCCCUAGCCACGGGCGCCGCCGCCCUUGUGACGCUUCUCCUGGCUGUAGCCACCGCCCACUGGCUCUACAUGCGAGAGAAGUGUAGUAAGACAAUUACGGAGCACAUCGAGGGCUUCAACUAUACGUUCGUGGUCAACUUUACUUUGAUAUCUAAUGCAGGAAUCUGGCAGCUGUGUACGCAAAAUGAUGCGAAAACUGUGUCAUGCACGGACUCUCGAAUCACUACGGGCUUGGACAAGAACGAUGAGAAAGACGAUGAACAGUGGCGUACUGGCACCGUCAUGGAGGCGACCCGAAUCCAGUUUCCGGUUACUUGUCUUGCCGUCCUGCUCACCUUGUCCGGAUUCGUCUGCAGCAUUGUGGGCAACUUCCGGCAGGACAAGAAAACCAUCAUUGCUGCUGUCAUGUAUAUAGCUUCAGGUCUGUGCCUAUCUGUCGGUGUUAUACUGUAUAUAUCCCGCAUCAACGACGAACUGUCCUUGCAGGAGUCAAAGAUGUGUGUGGAGUUUGAGUACCAGUACGGAUGGUCCUUCUACUUAAUUGGCCUCUCAUUCGUCAUGGAGGAGACUUCCGCUGUCAUUUCUAUCAAGCUCUAUCUGUUACGUAGUUCUAAUAAGCUCUCCAGUAUGGUUCGAAUCAUUCCAGGACUCGAGGAUAAAGUGUAUGUGAGCCUGGAGAAACGGAAACUAAGCGAUGUUGAAACAAACAAUCAGACGCUGAUUUGGUAGAAUGGGAGAGAUGUAUGUGUGUCUUUAAUUUUGUUCAUAUCAUGCAUAGCUUGUCUACAUGUGCUUUCGAAGCGGAAAUUUAAACUCUCUAUAUGAAUGGUUUGAAAUGUUGCGAUAAUAAAACAAGUGCAUGCUAUUGACUCGGAAGAGUGUGCACUUCAGCAAAUAAAUGUGAAUUAUGUAGAUGUGUGAUGAAAAAGAAACAUCUGUGUUUGCUUUAAUCAAAGAACUAUCGGGAAAAUGACAGUUCAAGAAUACCGACAUUUUAUAGCUACCAUGUAGCGACAAAAUGGUUUUGCAUGCAAUAAUUGAAAACAAACUUGGAUGUGUAACAUAAUUAUGAUGAACACAGCCAGAUCAAAUACACCGACGCAUACCAGUCAGCCUUAUAUGAUGUGCUGCAAACACUGAAGUGGGACCUUAUUUUUUCUCUGCUGAUCCCUUAUUUAGUCAAAGUGUACAUUGUCCUGUGUUAGCUAGCAAUUCAUUCUAAUUGUGAUUGUAUACUAAGUAUAAAUGUUUUAAAGGCUAGAACUUCCAGAAAAUGUGAUUGAAAUGAUGAUUAUCGUAAUCAUAUGAUUUGAGCUUAUAAACGAAUACAACGUUACAACUCAGCGCUGAUUGUACGAAAAUGAUUGAAAUAUUAAUGGACCAAUGGCGUUACAGUAUUUAAAUAAAAAAUAGCCGUUGGUUUAUUUUCAAAGUGAUCAAAGUAAUAUCGAUUUUUACUUUUUGUCGACUCGCAAAACCAGAUUGUUUAAAUUGAAGUCGUUACAUUAUUGGUGAGGUAACAAAUGAGUUUGAUUAAAUACAAAAUGGAAUACUGUUUUCUUCUGAACAAAUGGCUUGUAUUAAAGAUCUGUAUUUAAGGUAAAAGUGUUGUGUCGUUGUGUAUACUUCACCUUGACGUGAUGAAGAUUAUGUUUAUGGACUGCAGAAAGCCAAAAGCGCUUAUUAGUAUAACUGCCAUUUACCAAUGUUUAUGUAAAUAUGAUGUUGAUGUCGAAAUCAUUUACGCAUUUUGCAACAAAGCGACUAGGCCAUACCAAAUUGAUUCUAUGUUCAGCUUCCAAUUUCAAAACCUACCUACGCGACAGGAAGAUAACAAACAAAGUGACAAAAGAAACAAACGUAUUUUCUGUACAAUAAAUAGAUAUAUAAACUGUAUCUUUAGACAAUUGUUUAUAUGUUGAUAAACUUUGUGUGAAUAGAAGCGCCAUUUUUAAGAUUUGCUUAUAUUCACGAAUAGCUUACUUUUCACUUAUGUUGUUUGCAUAAGUUUGAAAAAAUGUAUUUUUUUUUCUGUGUUGUCCUUUUGUCUACUCUGUACGUGUAAAUCUUCAUCCUUGAAAGGGACUUGUUUGUAAAAUGCACUUUUCCACCACGAAAAUAAAGUAAAGCAAAUGAUAAGGAGUGUUAAAACUGACGGCUGGAUCUCUUUAACAAAUGUAGAUAUAUGCUAAAAUAUUGUCUGUGAAGUUUACAAGUUUUAAAAGCGUUACAAACGCGGUUCAAUAAAAGGUUGCAGCUUUUUUGAUUGAUUGACAUUAUCAAGUGAUGAACCAAUGUUUUCAACAAAAGCUUAUUAUUUACCUUUUAAAAAUAUGUGAAGGCAAUCUUAUGAACUAAUGAUUGAUAGAUCUUUUGACUUCAAAUCCGAUACACACAUUUUUAAAAAGAUAGCUUGAUAUGCUUGUUCCUUCAGACAAUAUGUGACAGUACGUGUGUUGUUCUCGAACAAUACAUUUUAAGCAUUUUGCCAUCAGUUUGUGAGUGCAUGAUAAAACAACUUUAAUGUUUAGUAAUUAAAAUGUUA
Messenger RNA from Mya arenaria, 2925 nucleotides. RefSeq names its product voltage-dependent calcium channel gamma-7 subunit-like. NCBI's taxonomy places the organism in Eukaryota, Metazoa, Mollusca, Bivalvia, Myida, Myidae. Gene Ontology annotation, biological process: transmission of nerve impulse; postsynaptic neurotransmitter receptor diffusion trapping; neurotransmitter receptor internalization. Gene Ontology annotation, molecular function: voltage-gated calcium channel activity; channel regulator activity. Gene Ontology annotation, cellular component: AMPA glutamate receptor complex; postsynaptic density membrane. The record is from RefSeq and is a predicted model, not a curated record. The transcript has 5 exons. The coding region runs from base 348 to 1109 and encodes 253 amino acids.